Molecule: messenger RNA, 4941 nt
Organism: Sipha flava (yellow sugarcane aphid)
Lineage: Eukaryota; Metazoa; Arthropoda; Insecta; Hemiptera; Aphididae
Gene: Gapvd1
Product: GTPase-activating protein and VPS9 domain-containing protein 1
Exons: 25
Coding region: 571-4941 (1456 amino acids)
Biological process (GO): vesicle-mediated transport; regulation of GTPase activity
Cellular component (GO): cytosol; endocytic vesicle
Molecular function (GO): small GTPase binding; guanyl-nucleotide exchange factor activity
Source: RefSeq, a predicted model, not a curated record
AAUAACACACCUAUAAGUAUACGCUGUUCGCGACCGUCUCUACAGCGUUAUCUGCAGCAGCUGUGCACGAGAUGAUUUAUUUGUUUCCCACUUCCGCUGCUUUUUAUUUAAAACGUGUUUGUUUUCACUAUCCCUUAUCAGUAAUGUCAUAUGUCCCAGUACUUUGUUAGCGUUAUUAUUAUUAUUAUUUGUACACAAAUUCUGCGCUUGUGCGUGUGUGCGUGUGUGUGUGUGUGGUGUGUGUGUGUGCGUACUUGCAAUUUGCAGUUUGCACAUCGCGAACCAUCGUUGUCGGGGACUAGCAGAGUUGUAGAAUGUCAAAACGACCGCGUUCGAGUACAAUAUUGUGACUUAUAUACGUAUACGUAUCAUGUAGUGUGUUCUGUUGUUUCGCCGGAAUCGUUGGCCGCUAAUCGCUCAUGUAGUUGAUGAUUUAAUAGGACUGGCGUAAUUUUUCAUUUCGGUCGAUUACAGCCCUAUAAUUCACUGUUAUCAUCGUUAACGAAAUUGUCUAAUUAGUUCCUGCGUUGCAGCUCCUCGGACCGAAGCAAUUACACGAAACCUAGAACAAUGGAAGAACAGACUUUAUUGCAACAUUUGAUGGAAUUGGCCACACAUAUGCGUCAAGAACGACUUUUCACCCAAUAUGAGUUGAAUAACUUACAAACGCUCAAUGAACAGGUAAUCAGUGUAUCAAAUAGAUUGGCACAAGAAGCAUGGAUAACAACUCAGCAACGAAUUAAUCUUAACAAACUAGUAAUAUCAAAUCCUGACUGUACACCUGCUGAUUGUUGUGAAACUGCUCAUCAUUUAGAUGAUGCACAUUUUAUUGAUGCUCAUGAAUCUAUUGGCUAUGAAAAUUCACAAACAUUUGGUGUUCUUGUGCAAAAAUUGCGUUUAAGUCCAAAACUUCUAGCAUGUUGUUUAUCUGCUGGAGAUCGAUUGUUAUCUAGUAAAAUGCCAGAAGUUGUUAAUUGCACUAUAUCUGGAAUAUUUGGAUCAUGUUUAAUGGCAGAAGAUAAUGUUUUAAUUUUAAAAUUACUUAGACAUUUGGCUGUAUUACAAUUAAUUCCUGCAGAUAACCCUCAUAGGGUAUUAAGUCAUGGUUCUUGUGCUUUUUCAAGAUUGUAUUCAGCAUUCCAUGGAAGUUUAUUUUCCGCUAAGUUAUUUUUGACUGCUGCUUUUCAUGAUCCUAUUAUGCAAUUGUUGAAAGAUGAAGAAAAGUACCUUGAUAUUGACCCAGACAAAGCUCGAAUAAGAUUUUCUCAUUUGAGAACGUCCAAUCGAGAAGAAAGUUCAGAAUACAAUUUAAAAUUACAAAAUUACAGGAAGUCAAUUGUAGAACAGUUAGUGGCUAUUGCAUCAAAAUUUAUUAACAGUCUUAAUGAAAGUCUUUAUUGUUUUCCAAGUUCAGUAUGUUGGCUCGUUAGGCAAAUCCAUACAUUAUUAACUGCAGGAAGUACUUUGACUGAAAAACAGAUUUAUGGUAUCUGUGUAAAUCUAGUAUUUACAUAUUUUAUUUGUCCAGCAAUUGUAAAUCCUGAACCACAUGGGAUUACUGAUGCUGAUAUUACUCAAAUUGCACGGUAUAAUCUUAUUCAAGUAGCAAAUAUAAUUCAAGUGUUAGCCAUGUGCAAAUAUGAACCAAUAGAUAACAAAGUACAAGAUUUGUAUCAACACUUCAAUAAGGAUUGCAUUUCUAGCAUAGUGGAAGCACUAUUAAAAACGUCAUCAAGAAAUUCUUUGAAUGAUGAAAAUCUGACUGUAAACCCAAAUAUUAAAUUAGAAAACUUAAUUCGAUCCGUUGCAUUAUUUACUGAAGAAGAACUUCAAACAUUUAUAAAUUUUUUGCACGUGGUUUCUAAUGAUGGUACAUUAAGUGAGUCUGAUAAAAAAGAAUUGGCUGAUUUGUUAAUGAAUAUACCAAUAAUAUGGCCUGAUACUAAUUCAAAUGAUAAAUUUCAAUUACCUGUUGAACAAAAAAAACUUAGCUUACUGAGUAAAACUGCUUCUACAUCUUUUGGAAAAGUACUACCAAGUACAAAUAUAUUAAAUUUUUCAAACACUGGAGGAGGAGAUUAUAACGAUGAUGACAAAUCAAAAAAAGAUUUUGAUAAAAAAGUUCUUAUUAUUCCAUUUGAGAAUACAUUUAACUCAGCUAUUGGCUUAUUGCCAGAAUAUAAGGUUUUAGAACUUGAAAAAUCUAACUCCCAAGAAAAUGAUGAGCAAAACAACAAAUCAUAUGAAGUUACAAAGAAAAAAGAAAAACCUUUACAUUCUGUUUCUCAUGAAGGUUCAAUUGUGGAUACUGGCAAUACUAGCGAUUAUUUAGAAGCUGUCUCAGAAGCUGCAUCUAAUCAUAGCGUCCCAUCAUCUGUAGAACUUGAUCAAGAUCAAAAUGAUAAUUUAUCAGAUAUGGUAUCGGCAAACGUAUCAGGACGAGGAACCCCAAAUAUAUCAGGUCGCGAUACACCUUCAUCACAAGUUACUGAAAAUGAAGAUGUAGCUAAUGGUCCUCCAAUGCCAUCUGCUCGUAUAAAUCCAUCUGCAAAACAAUGUAAAUUUGAUCUUGAUGAUAAAUUUGGCAAAUUUGAAAUUAAGUCCAAGAUGCAAGGAAUGGGACGUGACGAAACUACGUCAUCAAUGGUAUCAGAUACAUGGAGUAUGGAUGUUUUGGCAAGUGAUAACGAAAUACUUGAUCUAUCUGAUAGAUCUCAAAUUAAUGUUCAACUUCCACCACCACUUCAACCUUUACCUCCUCAAGCUAUUCCAAAUAAUCAACAAGUAUUAGAUAUUAAUGAAACUGCAUCUGAAGCCUGGAGUACGGACGUUUUUGCUUCAGACACUGAUAGACUUGCUGAGGUUGAUACAGAUGAUACAGCUAGUGUUGCAAGAUCUGAUGAUAUGUUACGAUACGAGUUAGAAGGCCGUGGUGAUAUGGAUGGAACAGAUGAUUCUUCAAACUAUCAUUACUCACCAAAUGUAUUUAGACCAAUAGUAGAAAUCCAGCAAGAUAGUUCUUUACGGUCUGAAAAUGCUUCAUUGUUUAAUAACAGAGCAUCAAGACGAAAAGUUUCUGAUAGUAGUGCAGAAUCAAAUGCUAAUAAAUUUAUUGGUUCACCUGAUGAUCUUCCAUCUAAUCGAACUGAUAUAGGAUCAAAUGUAUCAAGAUCUGCAUUUUCUAUGGUUUCUACUUCAACUGGACAAACACCAACUGGACCAUCAAAACUUUCUCAUAGACCACAUCCUUCAUCCAGUCAAGAAGCUUCAGUUGAUGAUGGAGACACAAAUCUUGGCUUACAUAUGAGCUCUUGUAGUCUGGCAUCCACUAGUAGUAGUGGCAGUAGUCUAGGAACUAAACCCAAACCUGCAUUAAUGAACGGUUCAACUGUAACAAUGAAAACUAAUACUAAUGCAGUUUUGAUUAACACGAAAAUAGGAAAUAAUACUGGGAAUUUAAUAACCAAAAGUAUAAGUUUUGAUAAAACAGCAGAACGUGGCGAUAGAGAAGCAUAUGAUGAUGACAGUAAAAAUAAAAAAGGUUUUUUCAAAAACUUUAAAAUUUCUUUUAAAAAUCGCCGUGGAAAAUGGUAUAGAAAUGAUGAAUUAAGUUACGAUACAUUGCAAGGAUCUAGUAAUAAUGGUGGGAAUGAAUCAAUUUUGAAUAAUAAUAUAUCCGAAAAUUCUCUGCUUGAUGAAUCAUCUGAAGAUAUAUUGGCUAAAUAUCGUAAAAAACCAAGCAAUAGCUUAUUGAAUUUAAAUGAUAAGAAUGCUAGUCAAAAAUUAGGAAGCAUAAAAAAUGAUGAAGAUUCUGUGUCAGAAUUAAACCAAAGUAUUGAUUUAGAAACAAACUCAUUUGAUGAUGCAAAAAAAAAAUUGCGACUAGUUUUGAGUACAGUUGAUAUACAAUAUGUACCCUGGUGUAACGAAACAGAAUCCAAACCUAUGUUGAAUACUUGGCGUGAUAAAGAUAAUGAAGUAGUUGGCUUGUUACAAUAUCAACUAGCUGAGGCAACCAAUUUAAAUGAUCAUUUUUUAUCAGCCAGACUUCAUGAAACAAUUAGGUGCUUGAAAAUGUUUGAUACACACGAUUGUCAAAAAUUAAUUAUUGCAUUGAAAGAAGAUUAUAAGUCAAGAGCACCUUAUAUAACAUAUUUAGUAAAAUGUAGAAAAACAUUAUUAACUAGUAUAGCUCAAUUAAACAGAUUAUUGGAACAAAUCAAAUGUGAUCGUGAAGUAUGUAGUCAGUUUUUGAUUACAAAAUGUGUGCAGAUAUUUUUAGAGCAAAAUGAGCAAUGGGUGUCCGAGUUUAUUGAUGAAUUUGAACAACGUAAAUUAGCAGAUGAGAAAAAUCAGCAUCUCAAUAAAUUUUUGUCAACACUUGAAGUUGAAAUGAAACGCAACAGUAUUUGGAAGGGGGCUAGUUUUGAUCAAAUUGAUGAUGCAAAAUUAACUAUUGAACGAGCAAUAAUUAGUCGAGUAUACUCAUUAGCUAUGUAUCCUAAUGGGGAUGCUGAUUUUUAUAGAGACCAAGUUUUACAUGAACAUAUGUCUAAUUUGUCCAAGAAUAUAGUACCUACACACAAUGAUUUACGCAUUCCUAAAAAAUUUCAUUUUGAAUGUCCUUGGCCUUCCGCUCAAGCUGAAAUUUCAGCAAUUUCAGCAUACAAAACACCAAAAGAUAAAUUACAGUGUGUAUUUCGAUGUACAACAACCUUAUUAAAUCUAAUGUCAAUGGCUGGUGAACAUGGCAAUAUGCAUCCAGCUGCAGAUGAUAUAGUACCAGUUCUCGUUUAUGUUCUUAUCAAAGCAAAUCCACCUUCUUUAUUAUCAACUAUUCAGUAUAUAAAUAGUUUUUAUGGCGACCGUUUAGAAGGCGAAGAACAUUAUUGGUGGAUUCAGUUUUGUGCAGCAAUCGAAUUUAUUAAAACUAUGAAUUAA